Messenger RNA from Paramecium octaurelia, 3550 nucleotides. NCBI's taxonomy places the organism in Eukaryota, Ciliophora, Oligohymenophorea, Peniculida, Parameciidae. The record is from the annotation of a GenBank genome assembly.
AUGACUCAAAACAAGAAAGAUGACUUGUUUAAGGUGUUAUAAUUGAUUGAAGGUAUGGAUGAUAAAAUCUACAUAAUAAUAGAAAAGCUCUUAAAAGAAGGAGAUUCUAAUUCUCUCAAAUUUAUUUCAAAUAUUGAAAAUCAACUUAGUUACAAAAAUUACAUUGUUUUAUACGACAAUUUAUAGUCUUUUGAUUAGCAUUGGAAAGUAGAUGCUGCUAAAAGCAAUCUUAAGAAAAUUACAAAUGUUCUCAAAAUAAUAAAAGAUCAUGAAUUUAAUACACAGAAUUACUCAAUUGAUGAUUAUGAAGAAUUUAAGAAGGAUCUAAUCACAAAAAUAUCAUUGAAUAAGAAGAUAAUAGAAUUCCUAAAAUUUUUAGUUCAUCUGACUGCUUUAGAUGAGACAUAUAUUUAGUGUGGAUCGAAUUCUCUUAAUUUACUAGUUUAAAUGAAAGUGGAUUUGAGGGAAUAAAGUUUUGAGAAUAUCAGGAUAAGAAAUACCUCUUUAGUUGGUGGAAAUUUUGCAAGAUGCAUAUUCAAUGGAUCAGAAUUUGACAGUGUCGAUAUUAGUGGAAUGAACUUGAAUUAAGCUAAAUUGUUGAAUUGUAAAUGGAAAAAUAUCAAAAUAAAUGAGUUAAAUUAAUUAGAUGGUCAUUGUGGAAGUGUGAAAUAGGUAUGCUUUUCUUCAGAUGGUAAGUUAUUAGCUUCUUGUAGUGAUGAUAAUUCGAUUAUAUUGUGGGAUGUUAAAGCAGCAAAAAUUAAGUCUAGAAUUAAGGUAAAUGGAGGAGUAAAUACAGUAUGCUUCUCAAAAUAUAAUAGUACUUUAGCUUUCAGCAGUGGAAGAUUUGUAUAUUUAUGGAAUCUUAAAACAGGAAAAUAAAAAGCCAUAUUAGAUGGCCAUUCAUCAACAGUUUAUUCAAUUUGUUACUCACCAGAUGGUACUACAUUAGCAUCUGGUUAUAAAGAUAAGUCUAUCCGUUUAUGGGAUGUUAAGACAGGAUAAUAAAAAGACAAAUUAGAUGGUCAUUCAAAUGAUGUUAAUUCAAUUUGUUACUCUCCUGAUGGUACUAAAUUAGCAUCUGGUAGUCAUGAUAACUCUAUCCGUUUAUGGGAUAUGAAGACUGGAUAAUAAAAAGCCAAAUUAGAUGGUCAUGAAGAUUGGGUUUUUUCAAUUUGCUACUCUCCUGAUGGCACUACAUUAGCAUCUGGUAGUAGGGAUAACUCUAUCUGUUUAUGGGAUGUUAAGACAGGAUAAUAAAAAGCCAAAUUAGAUUGUCAUUCAGAUUGGGUAAGAACAAUUUGUUACUCUCCUGAUGGUACUACAUUAGCAUCUGGUAGUUCAGAUAUGUCUAUCCGUUUAUGGGAUGUUAAGACAGGAUAAUAAAAAGCCAAAUUAGAUGGUCAUUCAAAUGCAGUUAAUUCAAUUUGUUACUCUCCUGAUGGUACUACAUUAGCAUCUGGUAGUGGGGAUAAGUCUAUCCGUUUAUGGGAUGUUAAGACAGGAUAAUAAAAAGCCAAAUUAGAUGGUCAUUCAAAUACAGUUUAUUCAAUUUGUUACUCUCCUGAUGGUACUACAUUAGCAUCUGGUAGUGCAGAUAACUCUAUCCGUUUAUGGGAUGUUAAGACAGGAUAAUAAAAAGCCAAAUUAGAUGGUCAUUCAAAUACAGUUUAUUCAAUUUGUUACUCUCCUGAUGGUACUACAUUAGCAUCUGGUAGUGCAGAUAACUCUAUCCGUUUAUGGGAUGUUAAGACAGGAUAAUAAAAAGCCAAAUUAGAUGGUCAUUCAAAUACAGUUUAUUCAAUUUGUUACUCUCCUGAUGGUACUACAUUAGCAUCUGGUAGUGCAGAUAACUCUAUCCGUUUAUGGGAUGUUAAGACAGGAUAAUAAAAAGCCAAAUUAGAUGGUCAUUCAAAUACAGUUUAUUCAAUUUGUUACUCUCCUGAUGGUACUACAUUAGCAUCUGGUAGUGCAGAUAACUCUAUCCGUUUAUGGGAUGUUAAGACAGGAUAAUAAAAAGCCAAAUUAGAUGGUCAUUCAAAUACAGUUUAUUCAAUUUGUUACUCUCCUGAUGGUACUACAUUAGCAUCUGGUAGUGCAGAUAACUCUAUCCGUUUAUGGGAUGUUAAGACAGGAUAAUAAAAAGCCAAAUUAGAUGGUCAUUCAAAUACAGUUUAUUCAAUUUGUUACUCUCCUGAUGGUACUACAUUAGCAUCUGGUAGUGCAGAUAACUCUAUCCGUUUAUGGGAUGUUAAGACAGGAUAAUAAAAAGCCAAAUUAGAUGGUCAUUCAAAUACAGUUUAUUCAAUUUGUUACUCUCCUGAUGGUACUACAUUAGCAUCUGGUAGUGCAGAUAACUCUAUCCGUUUAUGGGAUGUUAAGACAGGAUAAUAAAAAGCCAAAUUAGAUGGUCAUUCAAAUACAGUUUAUUCAAUUUGUUACUCUCCUGAUGGUACUACAUUAGCAUCUGGUAGUGCAGAUAACUCUAUCCGUUUAUGGGAUGUUAAGACAGGAUAAUAAAAAGCCAAAUUAGAUGGUCAUUCAAAUACAGUUUAUUCAAUUUGUUACUCUCCUGAUGGUACUACAUUAGCAUCUGGUAGUGCAGAUAACUCUAUCCGUUUAUGGGAUGUUAAGACAGGAUAAUAAAAAGCCAAAUUAGAUGGUCAUUCAAAUACAGUUUAUUCAAUUUGUUACUCUCCUGAUGGUACUACAUUAGCAUCUGGUAGUGCAGAUAACUCUAUCCGUUUAUGGGAUGUUAAGACAGGAUAAUAAAAAGCCAAAUUAGAUGGUCAUUCAAAUACAGUUUAUUCAAUUUGUUACUCUCCUGAUGGUACUACAUUAGCAUCUGGUAGUGCAGAUAACUCUAUCCGUUUAUGGGAUGUUAAGACAGGAUAAUAAAAAGCCAAAUUAGAUGGUCAUUCAAAUACAGUUUAUUCAAUUUGUUACUCUCCUGAUGGUACUACAUUAGCAUCUGGUAGUGCAGAUAACUCUAUCCGUUUAUGGGAUGUUAAGACAGGAUAAUAAAAAGCCAAAUUAGAUGGUCAUUCAAAUACAGUGUAUUCAAUUUGUUACUCUCCUGAUGGUACUACAUUAGCAUCUGGUAGUUAUUAAGAAAUUCGUUUAUGGGAUGUUAAGACAGGAUAAUAAAAAGUCAUAUUAGAUGGCCAUUCAUCAACAGUAUAUUCCGUCAAUUUCUCUUCUGAUGGAAAUACAUUAGCUUCUGGUAGUGAUGAUAACUCUAUCCGUCUUUGGAAUGUAAAAACAUCAAAGGAAAUACUUCAAUCAGAUAGUAGCUAUAAAGGUUUGCUUGCCUAGUUUAACAUACCUCUUACGAAUAGCUCCUUAUUGCCAAAUGGUAUUAAUUAUUAAUUAUUAUUUAGUUAAUCCUUAUUGUACAAUACUUAGAAUUUGCCAGAAUCCUUUGUUUCAAGCAUCAAGAACACUUAUCUUAUAAGGACAAUUUAUUAAUCAUUAAGGGAAAGAUUUAAAGCCUUUGUUUAAAUUCAAAGGAUGUUGCUUUUUAGAAGACCUAAAGCAAUAGAAGUGUAUUUGA